AUGGCUACUCCAGCGGCUCCGCAGAACCCAAACGACCUGUUCACAAAGCAGCAAAAGAUUGGUCGUGGGUCGUUUGGCGAGGUCUACAAGGGAUUCGAGACGCGCACAAAGCGGCCGGUCGCAAUCAAGAUCAUCGACUUGGAGAGCGCUGAGGACGAAAUCGAGGACAUCCAGCAGGAAAUCUACAUUCUGUCGCAGCUGGACUCGCCACAUGUGACAAAGUACUUUGGCUCGUACUUGGAUGGGUCGAAGCUAUGGAUUGUGAUGGAGUUCUGCGGCGGCGGCUCAUGUGCCGACCUAAUGAAGCCUGGCAAGAUCAGCGAGGCGUACAUUGCCAUCAUUCCUGCGCGAGAUGCUCCAGGGUCUGAACUACUUGCACCACCAGGGCAAGAUCCACCGCGACGUCAAGGCAGCCAACGUCUUGCUGACAUCGAACGGCGAUCGACGCUGACGCGCAAAAACACGUUUGUGGGCACGCCGUUCUGGAUGGCACCCGAGGUAAUCAAGCAAUCCGGGUAUGACUACAAGGCAGAUAUCUGGUCACUGGGCAUCACGGCCAUUGAGCUGGCCAAGGGCGAGCCGCCGCACGCCGAGAUGCACCCAAUGAAGGUGCUGUUUGUGAUUCCGAAGAACAACCCGCCCGAGCUCGGUGGCCAGUUCUCGCGUACAUUCCAGGAAUUUGUUGCGCUGUGUCUGAAAAAGGACCCACGUGAGCGGCCUACUGCCGAUCAACUGCUCAAGCACAAGUUCAUCCGGUCGGCCAAGCGCUCGUACUACCUGACCGAGCUGAUCCAGCGCUGGGAGCGGUGGCGGUCGGCCCUGCCCGACACGCGCAACGAUAAGAACGACGCCAAGGCUAGUGGCAAUGUGGAGGAGGAGCAGGUUACAUGGGACUUCAAUUCGGUCCGCCAGAGCCUGCCACAGACGCCGGCAGCCCAGCAGCAGCAGCAGCAGGGAUUGCCACCUCGCAAAGCACACCAAUUUGGCCAGCACCAGUUGCAUGCAUCGGCGUCCUCGUCGACUACCAGCACGACAUCUUCGUCGAUUGUGUCGGCGGGCGGCAACACAUCGGCACUACCGGCCCCUCCAGCUAUCAGCACUGGCGGCAAUCGCUCGCGCAGCGGAAGCACAGCGUCCAAUGCAUCUGGCCACCACCAUGCGCUCAAUGGCCCGCGGAUGCAGCCAUCGUACGGGUCCAGCAUCCCGGCCAGUCCAACUACUCCGCAGCGCCAUCUCAACAACGCCUCGCCAAUCAACAUCCCCCAGUAUGGCGCUGGAACACCGGGUGCUAAGCCCGGAAUGGGCAGCCGCCCGACGUCGGCACACCAGUCUGGCUCGCCAUCUAGACUGCAGCAGCCAACCAAGAUCGGCACGACGCCGACACAGCAGCAGCAAUGGGUGGCCGUCGCGCGAGGACCUCUACCAUCGGAUUCUGAUGCCAAUGCUGUGCGAUAUGGAGCGCUUGACAAACAAUUCAAGGGAGAAGAACGGAUUCUGCACUCUGGCGGAUACACUGCGCAAGCUCGAGCAUGA
Molecule: messenger RNA, 1533 nt
Organism: Linderina pennispora
Lineage: Eukaryota; Fungi; Kickxellomycota; Kickxellomycetes; Kickxellales; Kickxellaceae
Product: kinase-like protein
Exons: 6
Coding region: 1-1533 (510 amino acids)
Biological process (GO): protein phosphorylation
Molecular function (GO): protein kinase activity; ATP binding
Source: RefSeq, a predicted model, not a curated record